ACAACGAACCCUUGAAUUACUGAAACCAAUCACACAACUUUCUUUCCAUUUUGGAUUUACUGUUUUGGAAAAGCGAACGAUUACAAGGACAUUGACUCGCGCCAACUGCUGUGCCGCCGGGACAACAUAAAAAAAUCGCCUUGUGCCAUGUAGCGACACUUUCGCUUGGAAAUAUACCGACAAGCCCACACAGCAGAGAUCUAGUUAUUUUUACUUGCAGGUGGAAACUACAGAAAAAAAUGCAUUGAAGCUCCGUGUCGCAACUUGACUCCCAGCAAAAGCGCAGUUUUCCCCCCCACAGCAUCUGCUGGUGGGAAAAAAACACCAAGUGCAAAAGAAGAAGCGAUAUGCGGCUGGGCAGGCAGUUUGUUUUGCAGUUCGUCUUCUGGAAUUAGUGGGUGAAUGGAAAGGGAGCGGCCAUAGCCUCCAACCUGGCAAAAAAGAGAUUUUACUGUAUAAAACCUGCAGUGGCACAGAAUGGAUAUUUGUCCGUCGGUGAAGGUUAAAGAGUGAACGGAUGAGGUGAAGGUCUUCUUCCUCAGCACACACACACGCCAGCAUCUCAACUCAUCUGUAGGAGGAGGAAGACUUGGGAUUGUUUGUUGCCUGCAGGAGAAAUUCAAGGUAACCGGAUAAGCCCAGAAGAGACAAAUGUGACCAGGAAGUGUUGUACAAAGUGGACUGCAUCUUCUUGACAUGAAUCACUAUGUGUUUGGAUACCUGACUUGACCAAACGGCACAAACCUGCUACUGAUCCUGCUGUUUGAGUGAAUGUGUGGCCUGGAGGUAUUUCCAAGGGACCAUAUGGCACAAUACCACACAAUAUAGGUCCCCCUUGUUUGAGGUAACAUGGACAAAGUGGUCAUCUGUCUCCUGCUUCUGGGAACCGCAGUUACGAUGGUCCAUGCAUGUCCCAAAUAUUGUGUCUGCCAGAACCUGUCAGAGUCUCUGGGGACUCUGUGCCCCUCCAAAGGCCUGCUCUUUGUGCCACCAGACAUAGACCGGCGAACUGUAGAGCUUCGGCUGGGUGGCAACUUCAUCCUCAAGGUCACCACUCAGGACUUUGCCAACAUGACAGGUCUGGUAGAUCUCACUUUGUCCCGCAAUACAAUCAGUGCCAUCCAGCCUUUCUCUUUCAUCGACCUGGAGACAUUGAGAUCCUUACACCUGGACAGUAACCGACUGACCGAACUGGGACCAGAUGACCUCCGAGGACUGAUCAAUCUGCAGCACCUGAUCCUCAAUAACAAUCAGCUUAGUCAAAUCUCUAAAGCAGCCUUUGAUGACUUGUUACUCACUCUGGAGGAUCUUGAUUUGUCAUAUAACAACUUGCGCAGUGUGCCUUGGGAAGCCAUCCGAAAGAUGGUCAACCUCCAUCAGAUGAGUUUGGACCAUAACCUCAUCUUCUUCAUUGCAGAGGGGACUUUUACAGACUUGGAUAAAUUAGCUCGCUUGGAUCUGACCUCCAAUCGUCUCCAGAAGCUUCCUCCAGACCCCAUCUUUGCUCGCUCCCAGAGCAGUAUGGUGAUGAGCACUCCUUAUGCACCUCCACUUUCUCUAAGCUUUGGUGGGAACCCACUGCAUUGCAACUGUGAGGUGCUUUGGCUUCGAAGGCUGGACCGCGAGGAUGAUAUGGAAACUUGUGCUUCUCCUGCCAGUCUAAAAGGACGCUACUUUUGGUCUGUUCGUGAGGAGGAGUUUGUCUGUGAGCCCCCUCUAAUCACUCAACAUACACACAAGUUGUUGGUGCUGGAGGGCCAAACAGCUAGCUUGCGCUGUAAAGCUGUUGGAGAUCCGAUGCCAACUGUGCACUGGGUUGCUCCUGAUGACCGUUUGAUCAGCAACUCUUCCAGAGCCACCGUAUAUGAAAAUGGCACCCUGGACAUAGCAAUUACCACAUCCAAAGACUAUGGCAUCUUUACUUGCAUAGCUGCUAAUGCUGCAGGUGAAUCAACAGCCUCCAUUGAGCUAUCAAUAAUUCAACUCCCCCACCUGACUAAUGGUACAAAUCGUACCACACAGUCCAAGUCAGGGCUUUCAGACAUCACUAGCUCUACCAAGAUCAGUAAAGGGGAGCCAAAGCCUCUACCAGAGAAGGUGGUUUCUGUAUCAGAAGUGACUGCCGUCUCUGCUCUGGUCAAGUGGAGUGUUAGCAAAUCAACGCCGAAGGUCAAAAUGUUUCAGCUUCAGUACAACUGUUCUGAUGAUGAAGUCCUCAUUUACAGAAUGAUUCCCAUGAUUAACAGAGCCUUUGUCGUCACAAACCUUGUCCCGGGGAUGCAGUAUGACCUGUGUGUCUUGGCUAUCUGGGAUGACACUGCCACCACACUCACUGCCACUAACAUCGUCGGCUGUGUCCAGUUCAUCACUAGGGAGGACUACCCACAGUGUCAGUCCCUUCACAGCGGCUUCAUGGGUGGCACCAUGAUUCUGGUGAUUGGCGGCAUCAUUGUGGCCACGCUGCUGGUGUUUAUCAUCAUCCUCAUGGUGCGCUAUAAGGUGACCAGUGGGAUCCAGACUAGUAAAUUACCCACAGUGAGCAAUACAUACUCACAGACCAAUGGAGGAGUAAACAGGUUUAAUGGUGCCCCACCACAGGUCAAGUCCACAGUUGUUGUCAUGCGUGAGGAAAUGGUAGAGUUUAAGUGUGGAUCCCUUCAGAGUAGCCUCUCUUCAUCAUCUUCCUCCUCCAACUCAUUAGACAGCCAAAUGGGAAGAGGCCCUGGUGACCGCUACAGUGUACAGGGCAGUGAAAGCAGCACCCUCCCCAGCAGCAAGUUUAGGAGGCAUGGGCACAGCACCAAAGCACGACAAAGUCUGGACCACCUGCUAGGGGCCUUCACCGCACUGGAGCUGCGAGGGAUGGCAAAGGACCAAGGGGCUUCCUGCUCCUCCACCAUUCCCAAUGUAAAGACCACAGUGGCUGUGGCACCACCAUCUGAUAAAGAACCCCUACUCGGGAGAGCUGAGUCCACAACCAUGCUUGGACGUAUUCUAGGGUUUCCCCAGGAGGGAAAGCCUAAGAGGAGCCACUCGUUUGACAUGGGUCACGUAGGGGCGGAACAGUGCCGCAGCACCCAGCCGCGAAGGAUCAGUAACAUCUGGACUAAGCGCAGUCUGUCUGUUAAUGGCAUGCUGCUGCAAUAUGAGGACAGUGGAGAUGAGAAGCCGUCCUUUGAAAGCUCUGAGUGGGUGAUGGAGAGCACAGUUUGAGAACAGAGGAAUUGCGCAGUCCAUGGCUAAACAAUUAAUCAAAUCAGACACUAAAGAAACUUGAGCAUAGAGCGAGAGGAUUUCAAAGGGAGCUGUCUUUGGUACUGCAUGAAGUUCAACCAUGUGAAUAAUGUUUAAAAGAUGUAAGAAAAGACAGAGAAAAUCUAUAGAUAACUGGCCAUGAUUGAAACUUUCCGACAGUGAUGACUUUAUUUGAAUAAUGCUCAGUUUUUAAACAAAUAGACGUUACCCAUGGAAUAAACCCCAAUCCACAGUCAAAAAGAAAGAUAAGGAAUUCUGUAUGGACUUUGUGCAUCUGUCAAAGGACCUGAUUACCAAAAGGAUUUGGUUUGAGCGUGGAGAACUGGAUCACAAUGUUAUGGACCUUUCAGUGUGAUACAGGAUCACUGGAACAGUAGAGAGAGGCCAGAGGAGCUAUAACAGUAAAGGAUUAAAAGAGAGUCAUUUUUAUUUUCAUCUGUGUUUUUCUAUCAAUUUUACUAUUUAUUAUUUUGGGUUAUUCAUCAGAAGGCAGAGACGUAGCUCAGUAAAGAGGUUGUAGUUCUCACGCAGAAGCUCGUCUCUCACACAGCCAUUUCAUUCACUUUCAGGCAAACUGACAACAAAAUUUAUGCCCUAGGUAUUAGUAACACUGAACUACAGAAAGCCAGUCUUGUAUUUCUACCUCAGGUUAUGUAUGAAAUGAGGUUCUUCAUAUGUGGCAGUAAGAAAAAAAUCACACCUGCUCAAGAUGGAUCAGAAACAGAUCUAGACGCAAAGUACUUUGCUUGUCCUCGGAGAACUAAUUGGCCUCCAAGCAGUUAGAGCCAGAAUUUUUCUCCCAAAUGGUUGGUGCUGGUGGCAGCGCUCCCUGUAGGCUAAAAGGCCAUUGGUGUAAACAGUUCUUGCCUUGGGGUGCUGUUUCAGAUGCUAUCGGUACAUAUUACAGUAGCCAGAUGAGAGUGAUGUUUAAAAUCAAUCAAGCCCAUUUAAUCAUUUGCCCAAAGCAGCUAACAUUAUGAUGUAUCACCAGGCUGUGAUUCUCUUCAGGCUACACAAAUAGGAGAGUACAAUGAUUACUCAUUUAGCCAGGUUAAAUUGAGGAAUUUGUCAUUUAUCAGCUGGAUAAAAGUCAUUGUGCUGCUUAUGUGAGGAUACUCCACAGAGAAAACAAGGUGGGAGAUAAUUUAUUAAGAGCCAAUAAGAAGAAAAGUCUGGAAAUCUGCUUCACCAGAUUGCAUGAUGCAUAACCUUUUUUUUUUUUUUUUUUUUUGACUUGCUUUACAAGAGGAAAAUGAGAAAAUCGUCUUUCAUUCUCUUUCAUACAGAGCUGUACAUUGCAGUAAUAUUCUUUGAAUUAGUCACUUUUCAGAUCACUGCCUACGAUCAAUUGCAUUUUAAUGCCUUUCUUGAUAUUCUGUUGGACUGAAUCACAUUGUGGUUUAGUCUCCUACUCCUACAGUAGGUGUACUGUUCUGUAUAUUGGCAUAUUUUUUGUACAAUAACUG
Messenger RNA from Melanotaenia boesemani (Boeseman's rainbowfish), 4721 nucleotides. RefSeq names its product leucine-rich repeat and fibronectin type-III domain-containing protein 2. The coding region runs from base 850 to 3213 and encodes 787 amino acids. The record is from RefSeq and is a predicted model, not a curated record. Gene Ontology annotation, molecular function: protein binding. The transcript is spliced from 6 exons. NCBI's taxonomy places the organism in Eukaryota, Metazoa, Chordata, Actinopteri, Atheriniformes, Melanotaeniidae. Gene Ontology annotation, cellular component: postsynaptic density membrane; cell surface.